This is a messenger RNA of Xyrichtys novacula (pearly razorfish), 4612 nucleotides long. The record is from the annotation of a GenBank genome assembly. Lineage: Eukaryota; Metazoa; Chordata; Actinopteri; Labriformes; Labridae.
GGAUGAUGUAGACCUUUCCAGGAAAGUAAACACACCAUUCAGUCAAGAUGGCCCCGCUCCCUGGGUUCCGAGUGGCAAUGCUUGUGUCGUUUUCAGUGUUUCUCACCGUACUGUUAGGUUUCGGGCUACCUGCUUUGCUAAACGCAGUUAUGAGGGUGUUAGGCCUCCCGGAGACCAGUGUAACCGAGUGUAUAGUCGUGCUUUACCUGCUUUUUGUCUUGUACGUUGCGACGCCUCGAAUUCCAAGAGGACAGGUGGAGGUAAUGUACUGUAUGGAGUGUCAUUUCCUGCAAAGAACCAAAACCAAAUGUCCCACGUAGGCUCCCGUAAACAACCAUAUUACAUUACGAAUUAUGAAGAAAAUAUGACAGCAUUGUGUUGUAUGUUAUGUGCGGGCUUACAUUUUAUGUGUGGCUCUGAAUUUAAAGGAUAACAAUACUAGUGCGGUAGUUAUGUCUUUGACCAGGAUUACUCGAUAUAAAAAUGAAUGUAGAUAUUGAACUUGAGCUAUUGUGCACAUGAACAGACGCCCUGUUAAUGUUCAUACGUGUGUUAAAGACAUUAAUCUACUUGUGUUAACUACUAAUAUUACAUUAGACUUCGUGUCUACAUCCAAAACGUUUAAUUCCUUUAGACCUAGAACACUAUCACUAACAUCAUAAUAAUUGAAAUUAGGCAUUCAUGAACAAAAAAAUUCCUACAAAAAAAUAAUAAUAAAAUAUAGAAAUUGUAAAGUUAGUUUCGUGAGUCUUCCCUUGCGGCAGGAGAGAGAACCAAAAUAUGGCAAAUUUUGAGUGAGUAAAAAUGACCCGCUGACUAAAAUAUUUCUUAUCACCAUGUGAAUUCCCUUAAAAAUCACUACUUUGUGAUAGUUAUUCAGAACCACUGCACUAAAUAAAGAUAGCAUGCAAAUUCCAGGACCACUCUUACUUACGUUAUUCCCUACAUGCAGCUAAAAAACGAAAUCCCCUCAAUAUACAAUGACUAAGUUAAACACACCUUAGCUAUGUGUUACUCACGAGCUGGGAUGCAAGAGACAUCAAUCCCACAACAAGAUGAUAGCUGUAGUCAAAGAAGGGAGGGUAAAUAUGGCAGUCUUGAGUGUUUCAGCCUUAAAAUGCAGCAAGAUCGCCUGCAUUUAUACACUUGGGUGAAAAUCACCCGAACACCAGCUGUAGGAAAAAGUGGGUUUUGGAUCAGGGAAACAAAUAUGCCUUCAAAGAUGUCAAAGGCAAUGCUGAGGCUACUCAGGGACCCAAGAUACUCAGACAAAUACAACAUAAUGAAAAUCACCUAAACAUGUCUGGUCGAGUGAAAAUCACCCAGUAAUAGUGUUCUAAGAUUAGAGUGUAAUCUGUGGUAGAAAAAAUUAAAAAUGACUUUAUUCUGCCCCUAUUUGCAGGUGAAGGGAAAAGCUGUCUUUAUCACAGGCUGUGACUGUGGAUUUGGUCAUGCACUUGCAAAACACUUGCACAAACUCGGCUUUACGGUCUUUGCUGGAUGUCUUCUUAAGGUACAGGUUGAAAUAUUAAACAGUUAUUCAUUUAAGAGACUCAUUGCAUGACUCUGCUCAGGAUGCAAUUUUGCGCAUUUCAGUUUAGUGUCGUGUCAUGUGAGUGUUAGUGUCAUGCAACUAAAAUAAAACACUGUCCUUGCAGGAUAAAGAUGGAGAAGGUGCGAAAGAGCUGGAAGAAUUUCAUUCAGACCGGAUGAAGGUAGUCCAGUUGGAUGUUUGCAGUGAUGAGCAGGUGAACCAAGCUGCACAAUACAUUAAAGACAACCUAGAGGACUCAGAAAAAGGUACUGUGCAAACUCUCUGUGCUGCCCUAUCACCUGUGUUUGCUAAGAAAAUCAUACACAGACUUUUCCCCCUCCAUGACAGUCUGUCAUAUGUCAUGACUCAGGUCUGUGGGCUGUGGUGAACAAUGCUGGUGUGUCAACAUUUGGAGAAGUGGAGUUUACAUCCAUGGAGACCUACAAACAGGUGUCAGAGGUCAAUCUGUGGGGCACCAUCAGGGUCACCAAAGCUGUCCUGCCACUGAUCCGCAGGGCCAAAGGUAAGAAGCUGGAGGGUGAAUCAAGAUUUUAUAUGUUACAUAUCAACAUGACAGAGUUCCAACAAUGGCAUAACUACAAAAACAGCUAAACUUGAAGGGAAAAGCACCUUGUUGUCACAUUUUUUCAGUGUCUUAGUGAUGGAUUAUGUGCAUUCUUAAGAAUACUAUUUGAGUAGAAAGCAUGCAAACACAGAAUAAGUAGUGCCCCAUGAUUUCUGCGAGGAAUGCUAAGAAUGUGGAUACAAAACUGAAACAAAUUAAAAGCAGGAAAAAUGAAGCUUGAAUUGUUGAUAGUAGAUUUAUUCAGACAGCACUAUUUCAGUACAGUGAAGUGCUUUAGUAGGAAAAUAAAACUACAAUUACAUGAUGGGGUUAAAUUUAAAAUGAGUUAUCAAAAUUAUCAUUGCACCAUAUUUUUCAGUUUAAAGGGAUAUUCCAGCGUAAAAUUAAUUUAGGGUCAAACACAACGUAAUAUAGAGUUAGACACCCCCUCUAGAGAUGAAUGUUGCCGACCGCUUGCUUCUCUAGUUAGACCAACUUUAGUAACGACCGCAGGAUAGCAAGACACCGCGGUCUGAGGAGCCAUAAACAAACCUCAACCAAAACGCCACUCUAUAGCCACAAAUAAUGCUCAGAACAGCACCUAACUUCAUCAACAGAACAUAUAAGGUCCUAGCCAUAGUACUAGCCACCAAACAUCUUUUUAACUUUGCCUGAUUUCUUUAGCAAAGAGACUAAACACAACUCACCUACUCUCUUCCAGCAGCCGCUUGUUUGUAGCCUCAGGCUAGUCCAUUACGGACUACAGCGGGGUGACGCACCUCAAGGAAGAACAUUUAUGAUUAUUACUUUAUCAUUUCCUUGAAGUAAUAAUCACCAUAUUAAUCAUUUUGCACUGCAGACGCGGUAGUUUUUCUGCCUUAGCGUAUCGGUCUGAUUGCAUUUUCAUGAAGUUAGUUGAUGAAGUUAGGUGCUGUUCUGAGCAUUAUUUGUGGCUAUAGAGUGACGUUUUUGGUUGAGGUUUGUUUAUGGCUCCUCAGACCGCUGUGAACUGCUAUCCUGCGGUUGUUGCUUAAGUUGGUAUACUUAAAGUAGCAAGCGGUCGGCAACAUUCAUCUCUCGAGGGGGCGUCUAAGUCUGUGUUACGGUAUGUUUGAAUUUGAAUUAAUUUUACGCCAAAAUAUCCUUUUAAGGACACUCUUGUUUUAUGAGAAAUUUCCUCAGAUUUUUGGUUGCAGGAGGCAAAAUUUUAGGCUCAUGAUUACAUUUCUGUCUGUGAAAUCUCUGCAGGUCGUGUUGUGAACAUCGCCAGCAUGUAUGGGAGGAUGGGAAAUGUCAUGCGCUCUCCUUACUGCGUGUCGAAAUACGGUGUUGAAGCUUUUUCUGAUUGCCUCCGCUAUGAGAUGAAAUCCUGGGGUGUGAAAGUUUCCAUAGUUGAGCCGGGGAACUUUAUCGUGGCUACUGGCAUCCUCACCCGGGACAUUGUCGCCAGCACGGCCAACAAGCUGUGGAACGAAGCCCCCUCUCAGGUGAAGGAGGAUUAUGGGAAAGCCCACUUUGAGCAGCUCAUGGCUCUGAUGCGCUCAUACUGUAACAGCGGGCAGAAGAGCAUGGCUACUGUUUUGGAUGACAUCAGUGAUGCCCUCAUCUCCAAACGUCCGUACACACGAUACUCCCCCAUGGAGCCACACUGGUGGAUCAGGGUGCAGAUGAUGACACAUCUGCCUGGCGCUAUAUCUGACUUUCUCUACCUCUGAAAGAGAAGCUUGUCUUAGUUAGCUCCCUCUGUUACUGCCCUUGAAUCUCAGAUAGCAGUAUUUUAUUUAGACUAUUUAGCACUACACAGAUCCACAGAUUCAUCCUGAAGAAGGAACUCUGCUCUGUGUUCCUCAGCACUUGAAACCAUUCACUGACCAAGCCUUAAAACCUUUAAAAGUGAGAUUAUUGCACUUUGUUGUUUGUAUGUCUGAUAAAAAACAAUAACUUUACGCGUUGGUUUACAUUCUGUGUUAAGUCGUAACAACUUGGUGUUGGAUAUCAGCAGGGUUAAGACUCGCUCUUAGCUGUAAAUAAUGCAUCUUAGUUGCUUGCUGUGAUAUUAUGUUACAUCCCCUAAUGCUUCUAUCCUCCCUUCCUGGUAUUGAAAUAUUUGCCUCAUGGGAAUCAUUCAGAGAGACCCUGGUGUGAGGACUAAAGCUGGUAGAGCUCCAGAGAAGAAGAGCUGCCUGCUGUUUUGUUGUGGUAGACGCCGGAACAAACCGAGGUCAGCUGUAGGAACGCCGUGGUGAGAUCCAGCUCGGCUCGUCCAAAAGUUACAUAACAGAAACACAAACACACUUUGUCUGAAAUGUGUAGAGAUCAUGAAUGCUAUUUGAACAGUGAAGUUGAUUGAUGUAAUUAAUGGGGCAUGGUUAAAGAAAAAGUUCUACCCCCAUCUUUCUCGCUGGAAAAGUAUUUUGUAUUCAAGGAUGUGAAAGGAACUUUUAUAUGGAAAAAAAAAUUAAAGAAAAGUAUUAUUUUUCAAGAAUGAAUUAAAUAAAGCAACCAAAAAGUAA